AGAAAAAAGGCUUCGAAGGCCCAAGAGAAACAGAGUAGGCCUCACACAAUCACACACUCUGCAGCAAGUAACUGUUGAGUGGCCUUCAAAAUUCAACAGCACCGCCGCUCGUUUCACCCAUUCCCACCUCUAUCUCUCCCCCAAUGGCAAACUCAGACUCAGAAAACCAAAACCCUAAUAAUGACCACGACGACCAACGUCCCUCUAAUGUCACCGUCGACGACGAACCCGAACCCGACGAAGUCGAUGACGACGAAGACGAGGAAGGCGAAGACGAAGACGACCAAGAGCCAUCUCUGCCACGAAAUCCCCUCUCCGAGGAGGCACGGUUGCGUGCGGAGAAGUCCAAACUGGAGAACCUGGUCCACCGGAUGUCCACCGAGCGAGUCGAUCUGAGGGUCCACGAUGUUCUGAUCAAGGGCAACACGAAGACUAAGGAGCACUUGAUCGAGGUCGAAUUGGAGGGGAUUAAGAAGGCUACCACCAUGCAAGAGCUGCUCGAGGCCGCUGGGAUUGCCAAUGCGAAGCUUCAGCAGCUGGAGAUAUUUGAUUCGGUUCGGAUCACUCUUGAUUCAGGCCCGCCGGAGCUUCCUGGAACUGCCAAUGUAAUUGUGGAGGUCGUUGAGACCAAGAGCCCCAUUUCCGGCGAAAUCGGUGCUUACACGAAGCCGGCGGCUAGGUCUUGGACAGCUGAAGGAUCAGUUAAGUUCAAAAAUCUGCUUGGAUAUGGGGAUUUGUGGGAUGGUUCUUUGGCAUAUGGUCCCAGCCAAACAUCGGAGUUAAGUGCCGGUGUGUUUUUGCCCAGAUUCAAAGGUUUUUUAACUCCUGUGACGGCACGCGCGUUCCUGCUUUCCCAAGAUUGGCUGGAGUUCUCUUCUUAUAAAGAGCGCAUGUUGGGGCUCUCUCUUGGCUUAUUUUCAUCCAAGCACCAUGAUUUGGUAUACAAUCUUGGUUGGCGUACUCUGGCAGAUCCAUCACAAAUAGCCUCUAGGUCAAUAAGAAGGCAGCUCGGUCAUGGCUUACUUUCAUCUAUCAAGUACACAUUUAAGAUUGACAGAAGAAAUUCCACUUUGAGGCCAACUCAAGGUUAUUCAUUUGUUUCUUCUAGUCACAUUGGUGGCAUUUCACCCGAUCAUCGGAGUAUGCGGUUCUUGCGGCAGGAGUUUGAUCUUCGUUUUGCCGUCCCAUUUGGAUUUUAUCAUGCUGCACUUAACUUUGGGAUCUCCGCAGGAGUAAUUUUUCCAUGGGGGACCGGAUUCUUGAACAAGCCCUCAUCCCUUCCAGAGCUUUGCACUGUGGGCGGCCCUACGACAGUGUGGGGAUUCAAGACAAGGGGACUAGGACCUACUGAACCAAGAAGGCAUGUCACAGAUAAUUCCACUGAUGAGAAUUCAGAAUCGUCUGGAAGAGAUUCUAUUGGAGGAGAUCUUGCUGUUUCUGCGUUUGCAGACAUUUCAUUUGAUCUUCCACUUCGCUGGUUAAAAGAACAUGGGGUCCAUGGACAUAUUUUCGCAGGUGCUGGGAAUCUCGCAAAAUUGACUGAGAACGAGUUCCGGAACUUUUCUGUCCCGAAGUUCCUUCAGUCAUUUCGAAGCUCUGUAGGAGCUGGGGUUGUUAUCCCUACAAAAUUCUUCCGCCUUGAGUGCAACUACUACUAUAUACUGAAGCAAUUGGAGCAUGACCGUGGGAAGACUGGCUUUCGCUUUAGCAUCUCAGCUCCAUCAUAGAAUCUGGGAUUCUAUUUUUCUUAUGAUAUUUAAUGUUCGGCUAAACUUGAGGUGACACAAAGCAUGUCGUUUCAGGUAUCUGAGGUUUUUUUUUUCUUCCGGAUUGACAGCUCCACUUGUUUGCUUAGAAUAUGAGUCGAGACAGCUUUACAAUUUUCCUUUGUACUUUCAACUUUAAACUAAAAUUUCAGGAAGCAUGGUGCUUUAUGCUGCACAUAUGGAGGAAAUAACAUGAGAUUUCAGGUGCUGGAAUAUAUAUUGGCUGCAUUUGAUUAA
Messenger RNA from Prunus mume (Japanese apricot), 2003 nucleotides. NCBI's taxonomy places the organism in Eukaryota, Viridiplantae, Streptophyta, Magnoliopsida, Rosales, Rosaceae. The record is from RefSeq and is a predicted model, not a curated record.